AUGGGAGAAUUGAACUACGAUUCCUCGCCAAAUCCGUUUAGCGAAGACGCCGGUGGAUCUCCGGCGGGUGAAAAAACGGAUCAGGACGUGAGUUCGAGAAGGCGCGUGAAGGAGUUAGUGUGCAACGUCGGGUUGGAAGGCGAACUUCGCGCGCGUGUAGUAGUUGGGCCUGAGGGAUAGCCAAUAAAGUAUGAUGUAGACAAGAAGAGAUGCAGUGAAAGAUGUAGAUUCAAUCAGACACGUCACAGCUUUCCAUCUUUGCUUUUCUGCUCAGAAGGAAAACUCAAUAACACUGUCGAGUCACAGAGAGAUCAGAGAAGCCAAAUAAAACUCUUCUGCUCUCCGCUGGGCGCUGGUAAUGGCUCCAUACACAGAAGCUACCAACAAGAAAGGUUCAAUUUGUUUGUGAAUGCUUUAAACAGAGCUAGAACUUAUGAGACCCUUUCUCCUCCACCAGACAUGCCUGAAGCAGUCACCAACAACAAACUAUAG
Molecule: messenger RNA, 492 nt
Organism: Microthlaspi erraticum
Lineage: Eukaryota; Viridiplantae; Streptophyta; Magnoliopsida; Brassicales; Brassicaceae
Source: the annotation of a GenBank genome assembly